AUGAGUUUGCGGGAAUGUGCGCGAUCCCAGGGAUUCCCGGACACAUACAGGCGCUUUGGAAUGUGCUUGAACAAGCAACAGACAGAUAAAUGCAUCACCAGUGAACUGCUCAAGGAUAUCCCCCUAACUGGGGUGCUGAGUGGGAGCGGAAGCGGAGGCGGAGGUGGAGGCGGAAGUGAAAGCAGAGGUGGAAGCGGAGGUGGAAGUGCAGCUGCAGCUGCAACUGCAGUGCCAACUGUAACUGUAGUUGUUGAACCAGAGCUUGUAAAAGGAGGACCCCUACCAUCCCCCAAGGAGGUUGUGAAUGGAAACAUUAAAACAGUGACCGAAUAUCGAGAAGAGGAAGAUGGCCGUAAAGUGAAGAUCAUCCGGACCUUUCGUAUUGAAACCCGGAAGGCCUCUAAGGCUGUUGCAAGGCGAAAGAACUGGAAGAAAUUUGGAAAUUCAGAGUUCGAUGCUCCUGGCCCGAAUGUGGCCACAACCACUGUGAGUGAUGAUGUCUUCAUGACUUUCAUCACCAGCAAGGAGGACCUGAACUGCCAAGAGGAGGAAGACCCGAUGAACAAGUUGAAAGGGCAAAAGAUUGUGUCCUGCCGUAUCUGUAAGGGUGAUCACUGGACCACUCGUUGCCCUUACAAGGACACCCUGGGACCCAUGCAGAAGGAGCUGGCUGAGCAGUUGGGGCUCUCCACAGGCGAAAAGGAGAAACUGCCAGGAGAACCAGAGCCUGUUCAAGCCCAGCAAAACAAGACUGGGAAGUAUGUCCCUCCCAGCCUGAGGGAUGGAGCUAGCCGCAGGGGAGAAUCCAUGCAGCCGAAUCGCAGAGGUGAGCUUGCUUAUGUGGGAAGGCUAGAGCUGAAUUUUCAGAGUUCUGCUACCAAUACAGGCUGAGUAUCUCUUAUCUGG
This is a messenger RNA of Sceloporus undulatus (fence lizard), 906 nucleotides long. RefSeq names its product eukaryotic translation initiation factor 3 subunit G-like. The record is from RefSeq and is a predicted model, not a curated record. The transcript has 7 exons. Bases 1 to 891 code for a protein of 296 amino acids. NCBI's taxonomy places the organism in Eukaryota, Metazoa, Chordata, Lepidosauria, Squamata, Phrynosomatidae.